AUGUCUAGCGGCGCUACUCAAAAGAGAGAUAUUCUAAUCAGUAAAGCGCUUUCAUAUCUUCUCAGGCAUCAUGCUGUUAGAGAGAAUCUACCCAUUGACUUAAACGGAUACGUCCUAGUGAAAGAUAUUCUCACCCACAAUAGAUUGAAAACGCAUAAAUGCACGGUUCAGGACAUCCGCCGCAUAGUUGAAAGUAACGAUAAGAGGAGAUUUCAUAUCAAAGUGUCGGAAGAAGGUGAAGAAAGUAUAUGUGCAACUCAAGGUCAUUCAAUUCCACACAUAGUGCCAUCUAACGAUUUGCUGGAAAGGAUUUCAACAAUAGAGCAGUUACCGACACAACUAAUACAUGGCACCACAGUUCAAAAUUGCGGUCUAAUUUUGGAAUCAGGUUUUAUUAAACGUAUGAAGAGAAACCAUGUCCAUCUUUCACCAGGAGUUACUGGUCAGGAUAAACAAGUUAUAAGUGGUAUGCGUGCUUCAAGCACAGUACAUAUCUAUUUGAACAUGGCAAACCUGCUAGACAAGUUGCAACUAUUCAGGUCUAAAAAUAACGUAUAUCUAACCCCAAAUGACGUCCCUGUUGAACUCUUUGAAAAGAUCGUGAUUCAGAGUAAAAAGGUCAGCGAUAUUAGUACCAAUAAGCUAAUUGCUGAGUUGGAAAGAAUGCAUAUCCCAUACGAAACCAGUAAAUAA
Molecule: messenger RNA, 693 nt
Organism: Eremothecium cymbalariae DBVPG#7215
Lineage: Eukaryota; Fungi; Ascomycota; Saccharomycetes; Saccharomycetales; Saccharomycetaceae
Gene: TPT1
Product: tRNA 2'-phosphotransferase
Exons: 1
Coding region: 1-693 (230 amino acids)
Biological process (GO): tRNA splicing, via endonucleolytic cleavage and ligation
Molecular function (GO): tRNA 2'-phosphotransferase activity
Source: RefSeq, a predicted model, not a curated record